UACAUACAUAAAACAAUCUGGCAACGCUGAGUCCAUGACAGAAUCGCCGUGUUUGUUUAUAAAACAGUGUUGACUUGUAUCUGCGAGGCGGUGUCGCGCACUAAAAGCAAAAUAGAGUAAGAAAGGACUCUAAAUAAUUACCGAAAACGUCAGGAAGUACCAAUAUAAAGGCGAGACUUAAGAAUCCCGACCAACAACUAAAAGGUGAGCACAGAUGACUUGACUCUUUGACACUUGCUGGAGUGUCGAUAGCUUUCUUGCGCCCGCCCCGCCCACCACUAGUCAUCCAGCACUGCCACAGUUGACACAGUGACUCCCCAGACUCCCACAUAAAUCUAUGAUACAUUGAUGGUUCAACAGUAGUGAGAAAAAAGAGGAUACAUGGCAGCCCUUUCACCUCCGUGUUCUCAGCCCCCAAAUGAUCCAGACUUGGAGCUGAAGGUUAAGAAAGCUCUGGAGCGAGUGAGUGAGAAUAUUCACAUAUCAGCCAAUGAACCAUCCCUAGCAGUAUACAGACUUCAAGAGCAUGUUCGCCGAGCUCUACCACCAACUGUCUCUCGGAGGCAGCAUGUCACCUCUCUCCAUUCUCAGCUACAAGGGGCAUGUUAUGAUGUAGAAUAUGCUCUCAGUGCUGUUCGUACCAUGAAUGAUGCAGAAGAAAAGUUCACCUCACUGCAGGAACUUCUGAAGAGUGCAAUAUUUCAUCGCCAGCAACUGAAGUAUGAGCAGACUCGCAGGAAGCAGCGAGAGCCAAGCAUGUACAAGCGUCUCUCUUCCCACAUCACAUCAAUUGACCUCCCAGAUUUACCUGACUUCCCAGAUGCCUUUAGGGAAACUGCCUCUCGUGUUGAAUCUGCUCUGCAACAUGCAAGGAGCUCUUAUGAGAGUCAUACACGCAAGGAAAAAGAUAAAGGAGGAAAAAAAACUGAAGAAGAAGAAGAGAAAAAUGUUGAAGAAGAAGAAGAAGAAGAAGAAGAAGAAGAGGAAGAGCUAGAUUUGUGUUAGCUGUGUCUUUUGUUGAAAUUAGGCUGAAUAUUGGAUGAUGAUGUGUCCUGUUAAAUGUGUAUCUAUUUUUUUUAUAUUGAAAUUAAUUAAUUUGCAAGUGACAAGAGGUAUAUAAGAAUAACUGCAUUUUUAUGAGACUUUUGUGUUGAUAAUAAUAAAGAAAUAAGCAGUUUAUUUUCAUUGUUAAAAUUUUCCCACUUAUUGGUCUUUUGAGUAAUUUUUACUUCCUGGGUCCCCAUCUGUCUCAAGAUUUGCAAAAUAAUAUGGCUGUAGGUAUAUGUGCUUAAAUGUUUAGUUGUACCCAAAUCACUGCUGUAUUUUAUGUCUGGUUAAUUAUCUAAUUUUUCUUAGUGUCAAUAUCCAUUCCUAGAAAUAUAGCUUUUGAGGAUGGCAGUUGUUCAUCACUAGUAAUUAGCUUUUUACGUGAAUGUGUUAAAUUUCUGUCAAAGAUACUGUGUAGAAUCUGCAUCUUUGAUAUCCAGUAGAAUAUGGGAAUCUUUCAAGUUCUGCAUAUGCCUUCUGGAAAGCUAGCGCUGAACUGUUGAAUAGGAAAACUUAUGUAAAUGUGAUUAAAUGUUAGAGCAUUUGUUUGUUCUAAUACCAGUGGCAAAGUUCCCCUCUGCUUUUCCAUGCUCUUCAGUUCCACAGUUUCAGUCACAGAAGAGAUACUGCACCACAAUGUGAAGUAAGAUACUUCAUGCCACACUUUGUUUCAUGGCAGAGGUAGCAUGACCAAAACAUUAAUGGACACAGUCAAAAACAUGCAACCAGGAUGUGUCAGCAAGUCACCUGAGUGAAAAGGCUUGCUGCUGAGAAGAGCUGCUGCAGGCUCAUUCAAGAUUUAAAAAAAAUGAUGGUCCCACGUUCAAGUGACAAAAUUACUCAUGUGAAAAGACUUCAAGCGAGCAAUUGCUGUGAUCAGUCAUGGGAACAGCUAUAUAGGUGUCUAACCACUAAGACGUGUGUAGAACGCUUGUGUGAAAGUUUGUGUGAAAACAAUGGAAAACUAUGGGUAGCCGCUUCAAACCCUGUGUCUCAGCAGUGUUGCAAGUUGCACAACCAAACUACCUGUGUGAAAGGGCCCUUAUGUAGUAUGUACCAGCCCUCCUGACUGCAAUCCUUCCAUUACAAAGGAUGACAUCAAAUCCAUUUUUACAUCUUUACUCUCUCUUAUCUGAAAUUCAUACUGGAAAUCCUCUAUAAUGUUUUCUGUGUGGACUUAUAAAGUUGUGGUAUACUUUAUUAUUAUUAUGCACCACAAUGACAUUGAAGAUUUUUCUCAGUAAGAAGGAAAGCCAUAAUAUCCAAUGCAGUAACAAAAAUUAAACUAGUUUCUUAAGCUCCACUAAAGUUACUUUCAAUUUAAGAUGUAUCUAAGAAGUUAGUAAAAGUUUGACACAAUUCUAAAAACUCCUUGAAGAUGAAACUGAAUGAGAUCCAGUGCAUCUCAUAGGGACAUCUGUAAUAAGAAUAUCAAGAGUUAAUUAGAAGCA
Scylla paramamosain (green mud crab) is the source of this 2498-nucleotide messenger RNA. Its product is annotated as BLOC-1-related complex subunit 8 homolog. The transcript has 5 exons. Bases 382 to 1005 code for a protein of 207 amino acids. Gene Ontology annotation, cellular component: BORC complex. NCBI's taxonomy places the organism in Eukaryota, Metazoa, Arthropoda, Malacostraca, Decapoda, Portunidae. The record is from RefSeq and is a predicted model, not a curated record.